UCCUAGUUACACCAUUCUCAAAUACACAAAAAAGAAAACAAUAAUCCAAUCAGCCUUAGAACCCAAAUCUUCUCAAUGGGGAGCCAAAUGAAGAAUCAAUGGCAUAAAUUUGCUUGUGCUUGGGCAUUUUUCUUGAUUGCCACUUGCACUAUGGCAUAUUCUCCUGAUUCUUAUAAAUCACCAGUUCCAUCAUAUAAUCAAGUACCAGUGUCAAAAGACAAUUACGAAGUGCCACAAGUGUCCAAGAACGAUUACAAGGUACCCUCGGUGUCUAAAGAAGAAUACAAGGCACCAUCUUUGCCAAAGAAUAACUACUACACGAAGCCAUCAGUUGCAAAAGAUAACUACAAGAAGGUGACAUCUGUUCCAAAAGAUAACUAUUACAAGGCAUCCACAGUGCCUAAACCGGAAUACAAGGCGCCAUCUUUGCCAAAGAAUGAGUACAACAAGAAACCAUCAGUUCCCGAAUAUAACUACAAGAAGGUGCCAUCUCUUCCAAAAAACAACUAUUACAAGGUGCCGUCAGUGGCUAAACAAGAAUACAAGGCGCCAUCUUUGCCAAAGAAUGACUACUAUAAGAAACCAUCAGUUUACAAGGCAUCCUCAAAGCCUAAACAGGAAUACAAUGUGCCAUCUGUACCAAAGAAUGACUACUACAAAAAGCCAUCAGUUCCAAAGAAUAACUACAAGGUGCUAUCUGUUCCAAAGGAUAACUACUAUAGGGUACCCUCAGUUCCUAAACCGGAAUACCAGGUGCCAUCCGUACCAAAGAAUGGAUACUACAAAAAGCCAUCAGUGCCAAAGAAUAACUACAAGGUGCCUUCUGUUCCAAAGGAUAAAUACUAUAAGGUACCCUCAGUGCCUAAAUCGGAAUACCAGGUGCCAUUUGUAUCAAAGAAUGAUUACUACAAAAAGCCAUCAGUUCCAAAGCCUGAGUAUUACAAAGAACCAUCCGUUCCAAAACCUGACUAUUACAAGAUACCCUCAAUGCCUAAACAAGAAUACAAAGUAUCAUCUUUACCCAAGAAUGACUACUACAAGAAACCUUCAACUUCUCCUCCACCGCCAUACUACUACAAUUCGCCCUCUCCUCCUUCACCAUCACCCCCGCCUCCUUACUCUUAUCAAUCAUCUUCAAUCCCUUCUCCAUCACCACCUCCUCCAUAUUAUUAAAUUCCCAUUUUUCAUGUUCAACAUGUAUCAAGAAGGCCAUUUUCCAACACAACAUAAUCUCAAGGGUCUUGAGUUGAAGGCACGAUAUCAAAAAAUUUAAUAUAAUUUGUUGUUUCUUUCUUUUCCUUAUUCGGUUGGCAAUUGUUUUGUCAUUUAAAUUGUAUUUUUGAAUGUUUCCAGAGAAUUGUUUCAGUUGAAUACAAGUUCCUUUUAUGUAUUUUCACCUA
Nicotiana attenuata is the source of this 1400-nucleotide messenger RNA. Its product is annotated as extensin-2-like. Bases 76 to 1173 code for a protein of 365 amino acids. The transcript has a single exon. The record is from RefSeq and is a predicted model, not a curated record. NCBI's taxonomy places the organism in Eukaryota, Viridiplantae, Streptophyta, Magnoliopsida, Solanales, Solanaceae.